AUGCCCCACAGUUGGAUAGAGAAGUGCAUGAAUAUGUUUGGAGUAGCAGUGAAUGUCAGGUCCUUCACAAGCGAAUCAAUGAAACAAUGGAACACAGAGCUGAAUGCGGGCCAAAAUAGACUUGGAAAUGUGAAAACAAAGCAGGGAAUGUUUCAGCGGGAUAGCCUAUCCCCACUCCAGUUUGUAAUGACAAUGAUCCUAUUGACACUGAUGCUGAGGAAGACAAACAUUGUCUAUGAAGUCAAGAAGAAAGGCGAGAUAAUCAACCACUUACUAUUCAUGGAUGAUCUAAAACUGUUUACGAAAAAUGAGGAUCAAAUGGACAGUUUAGUAAAUGCAGUAAGAAUAUUCUCAGAAGACAUCAAAAUGGAGUUUGGAUUAUCAAAAUGUGGCGUGUUAAUCAUGAAAAGAGGAAAGAUAGUUGAAAGUGAUUGCCUGUGCAUGCCAGAUGAUACAAUGAUGAGAAAUAUUGAGGAAAGUGGAUACAAGUAUCCUGGAAUUUUGGAAGCGGAUGGCAUUAAACAUGAUGAGAUGAAAGAACUUUUGACGAAAGAAUACAUCAGAAGAGUCAGAAACGUACUGAAAUUAAAGCUAAAUGGGGGAAACAUAAUUUCAGCCAUCAAUUCAAGAGCAGUUUCAAUCGUCAGAUAUGGGGCGGGGAUCAUAAAGUGGACAAAGAAUGAAUUGGAAGAAUUGGACAGAAAAACAAGAAAACUGAUGACAAUGUAUGGUGCUCACCACCCCAAGGCAGAUGUUGAUAGGCUAUAUUUGAAGAGAUGUGACGGUGGGAGAGGCUUGAUAGGAGGUGAAGACUGUGUGCAGGCAGAAUAUGGGAGGAGCAAAGAGGAUAUACAGAAGAAACAUCAAGAGGAAUAUGAGAGUAAAGCACUGCAUGGCCAGUUUCAAAAAGUUAUAGGAAAAGUAAAAGGCAGUAAAUCAUGGGAGUGGUUGAAAAAGGGCUAUUUGAAGAAAGAAACAGAAAAUGAAACAGUGACGCAUAUUGUGUCAGAAUGCCAAAAACAAACACAGAAAGAAUAUAAACAGGUGAGACAUGAUAAUGUUACAGAAGUUACUGGAAGCUUUACCGACAAGACACUGGAGCGCUACAGACCUGAUAUCACUGUAAUUGAGAAAAAGACCAAGGAAUGCCUUCUCAUCGACCCAGCAUGCCCAUUUGACACACGUAUUGAAAAGGAAGAAGAAAAGUGCAACAAUUACAGCGACUUGAAAUAUGAAAUUGCAAGAAUGUGGAGAAUGAAAGAUGUUGAAGUUAUUCCAGUAGUAAUGGGGGCAUUAGGGACAGCAGUUUGA
Molecule: messenger RNA, 1311 nt
Organism: Penaeus chinensis
Lineage: Eukaryota; Metazoa; Arthropoda; Malacostraca; Decapoda; Penaeidae
Exons: 4
Coding region: 1-1311 (436 amino acids)
Source: RefSeq, a predicted model, not a curated record